AAAACGUCACCCUCGUCAGAGUGGGAUCCUACAAGAAGAGCGUUUGAAUCCACUUUUGAAUCUCAACGGUUGUUAUAAAUUAUUUUGAAGUCAACUGAUAAAUGAAAUAGGAUUUUAAAAUGGCUUUAAGAGGGUCUCUGCGUCGUCUUCUACGGACUCAACUCAACAAUACCUGUCAGAGCAGAGCGCAUUCUGUGGCUGUUUUAGGAGCACCAUUCUCAAAAGGACAGAAAAGAAGAGGGGUGGAACAUGGACCCAAAGCCAUCAGGGAUGCCGGUCUGAUCGAGAGGCUUUCAAAUCUGGAUUACCCAGUGCAUGACUUUGGAGACCUGAGCUUCCAGUAUCUGGAGAAGGACGAGCCCUACAUGCACGUCCCCUUCCCUCGCACUGUGGGCAGAGCUAACAAACUGCUGUCAGGGGCCGUCAGCAACGCGGUGGGAGCCGGACACACUACCGUCAUGCUGGGAGGAGACCACAGCCUGGCCAUUGGUUCAGUGGAAGGCCACGCCCGGCAGUGUCCUGACCUGUGUCUGAUCUGGGUCGACGCCCACGCCGACAUAAACACGCCCCUCACCUCGCCCUCAGGGAACCUGCACGGACAGUCGGUUGCCUUUAUGCUGAAAGAGCUGCAGAACAAGAUGCCAGAGCUGCCAGGGUUCAGCUGGAUGAAGCCCUUCCUGUCGGCUAAGGACCUGGUCUACAUUGGCCUGAGAGACGUCGACCCUGGAGAGUACGACAUCCUGAAAGACUUGGGUGUCCAGUACUUCACAAUGAGAGACAUCGACAGGCUCGGCAUCCAGAGAGUCAUGGAAGUCACUUUCGACCACCUCUUGUCAAGGAAGCAGCGGCCGAUCCAUCUGAGUUUUGACAUUGACGCGAUGGACCCGUCUUUGGCCCCGGCCACAGGAACACCAGUAAACGGAGGACUGACCUACAGAGAAGGAAUCUGGAUCACAGAGGAGAUUCACAACACAGGUAUGUUAGGGCUAUAAUGAUCCACAACACAGGUAUGUUAGGGCUAUAAUGAUCCACAACACAGGUAUGUUAGGACUAUAAUGAUCCACAACACAGGUAUGUUAGGGCUAUAAUGAUCCACAACACAGGUAUGUUAGGGCUAUAAUGAUCCACAACACAGGUAUGUUAGGGCUAUAAUGAUCCACAACACAGGUAUGUUAGGGCUAUAAUGAUCCAUAACACAGGUAUGUUAGGGCUAUAAUGAUCCACAACACAGGUAUGUUAGGGCUAUAAUGAUCCACAACACAGGUAUGUUAGGGCUAUAAUGAUCCACAACACAGGUAUGUUAGGGCUAUAAUGAUCCACAACACAGGUAUGU
Messenger RNA from Oncorhynchus keta (chum salmon), 1333 nucleotides. Its product is annotated as arginase-2, mitochondrial-like. NCBI's taxonomy places the organism in Eukaryota, Metazoa, Chordata, Actinopteri, Salmoniformes, Salmonidae. The record is from RefSeq and is a predicted model, not a curated record. Gene Ontology annotation, cellular component: cytoplasm; mitochondrion. The coding region runs from base 120 to 992 and encodes 290 amino acids. Gene Ontology annotation, molecular function: manganese ion binding; arginase activity. The transcript has 8 exons.